Molecule: messenger RNA, 713 nt
Organism: Formica exsecta
Lineage: Eukaryota; Metazoa; Arthropoda; Insecta; Hymenoptera; Formicidae
Gene: Tim9a
Product: mitochondrial import inner membrane translocase subunit Tim9-like
Exons: 3
Coding region: 90-368 (92 amino acids)
Source: RefSeq, a predicted model, not a curated record
AGCCAGCCAGCCAGCCAACCAACCAGGCGGGCAGGCAGGCAGACAGGCAGACAGGCAGCCCGCGUCGUACAAAUCAUUUAACUUACAUAAUGGCGAUGCAAGUUCCGGCUGAUGUAGAUGCUGAUCAAAUAAAAUCUUUUCGAGACUUUCUGACUUCGUAUAAUAAACUCUCAGAAAUUUGCUUUAUCGAUUGUAUAACUGACUUUACGACGCGAGAAGUUAAAACCAAAGAAGAGAAAUGUGCUCUUAAUUGUAUGGAAAAGUAUCUGAAAAUGAAUCAACGAGUGUCUCAACGGUUCCAAGAAUUUCAAAUGACUGCUAAUGAAAAUGCUAUGGCAGCUGCUAAAAGACAAAAUCAGGCAAAUUAAGUUUAGUAAUAAAAAUGUAAAUAAAUAGACUUUAUCUUGAUCUUCUAUAUCAUAAUCUUAUAUCUUAUUAUGAUACAAGAUUACAAGAAAUAUCACUUGCAUGUUCCUUUGGAUAUUGUUAAUUCAAGUGAGUAUUUCUAUAUAAAUAUUAUUACUUCAUCCAAUAUCUGAUAGAUACAUGUUAUUUUAAAAUUUUGUAAAAUAAAAAAAAAUUGCAUAAUGAAUGUACACUUUGUAAUAUGUGUGGUUUAGAAAAAGUUACAUAUUGUGUAUAUAUAUUAUAAACAUAGAACAAUAGAGAAUUAAUGUACAUGUUAAAUAAGUAAGCUUGUUUUAUUUGUCAUC